This is a messenger RNA of Talaromyces proteolyticus, 1833 nucleotides long. Its product is annotated as putative alcohol dehydrogenase. Gene Ontology annotation, molecular function: oxidoreductase activity; zinc ion binding. Bases 332 to 1375 code for a protein of 347 amino acids. The record is from RefSeq and is a predicted model, not a curated record. NCBI's taxonomy places the organism in Eukaryota, Fungi, Ascomycota, Eurotiomycetes, Eurotiales, Trichocomaceae. The transcript has 8 exons.
UAGAAAGAAAUAAAGUAAUAUAAUAUUAAUAUAAUUUAUGCUAGUGCGGUGUUGACCUCAUCGAUUCCUUUGAUUCCGCCCGCCAGCCCGCUAUACAAAUACCUCAGCUCCCCUCACGCCACCAACUGCCCUUUCUCUCCUCUUUUCUUUCCCCUUCCAUGUUCCCUUCAGUCUUCUUUCUCCAUACUCGCUUCUCUUCACAGGCCCUGCAAUACCUGUCUAUCUGGUCUAUUUUAACAGCCCGCACAAGUUUUCCUCGCCCGUUAGCAGUUGCAGUCGAGCAUUUUCUGUCGCCCAAAAUUCUCAAAACUCAAAUCGCAGUUCCAGCAAAAUGGCGUCUUUACCCAAGACAAUGAAGGCUCUCCAGUACGAGAAGCCAGAGACCUUCGGUAUCGUCGAGAUUCCUCUCCCUACCCUGCGUGAAAACGAUGUCUUGAUCAAAGUAAAGGCGUGCGGUGUGUGCGGUACGGAUUUGCACAUUCACGAGGGCGAGUUCCUUGCCAAGUUCCCUCUUGUCCCUGGACACGAGACUGUCGGCGUUGUCGCCGCCGUAGGCCCCAAGGUCAAGGGCUUCGACAUUGGUGAUCGCGUGGUUGCGGAUAACUCUGAACUUUGCGGAGAAUGCUUUUACUGCCGCCGUGGCGAGGAGCUCCUUUGCGAGCACUUCGAGGCUCACGGUGUCACCAUGAAUGGUGGUUUUGCUGAGUACUGCGCCUAUCCUGCUGGCCGUGUUUUCAAGAUCAAAAACCUCAGCGAUGUUGACGCGACUCUCUUGGAACCUGCCUCCUGCGCUGCCCACGGUCUGGACAAAAUCGCGCCCAAGAUGGGCUCAUCCGUGCUCAUGUUCGGAGCCGGUCCUACCGGCCUGGUUCUCUCUCAAAUGUUGCGUCAGAAUGGCGGUUGCCACGUCGUUGUCGCUGCCCCGGAGGGCCUCAAGAUGGACUUGGCCAAGAGGCUAGGCGCUGGUGACGAAUACAUCUCUCUGUCCCGGACCAACCCGAGCGUUCAAUUCGAGAAAAUCAAGGCCGAGAACCCGUAUGGGUUCGACAUUGUCGUUGAGGCUACCGGUAGUGUGAAGAUUCUCGAGGACGCUAUCAACUACGUCCGUCGCGGCGGUAAGCUCGUCGUGUACGGCGUCUAUGCGAACAAGGACCGUGUCAGCUGGCCUCCUUCCAAAAUCUUUGGCGAUGAAAUCACCAUCCUCGGAUCCUUCUCUGAGACCUACAAGUUCCCUGCCGCCAUCGAUUACCUGGACCGCGGCAAGGUCAAGGUUGACGGUAUCGUCAACAAGACCUUCAAGCUGGAGCAAUGGGCCGAGUGUCUCGAGGCGAUGCGCAACAAGAGCGCCAUCAAGGCCGCCAUCACUUUUGACUGACAUUCAUAAGUCCUUUUGGCUUCGUGCAAGGCCUGGAGAGCUGGCCAUCUUCACCGCCGUAUAUUGUGACUGUUCGAUAUUUCGUAAUUAAUGUGAUCACGAGGAAAGAAUUUUUGAAUUGACACUAAAUUAAAUUCCUGGCAUAGAGUAAGCUUAUAUAAAUACCGCGAGCAGUGGACUGAGGACCUUGAUGGUCAUGACGGUAGUUUCGGCAUUGCGUCAUCCUCGGUCGUCCUUUCCAUAUAUUUCAAUAUGCUAUGCGUUAUGGCACUGUCUGCUAGUAUGCAUAUUAAUCCUACAAUAGUAUCAACGGAUCGGAGUAUUCGGCUUGAUUGGGGAAGAGUACUCACAUAUAGAAUAAUGAUAUUCUUAACAAAAUAUUAAUUGAUGUGGGCAGCUGUACUCGGCUACUAAUCGUGGUGGUGAGCGUGUUGUACUACUAGUACUGCUGUCCAUUC